UUUGAUUCUAUGCGAUCCACACUUAAUUACAGACGCAACUUUAAGUUAGUAUGUAGCAGUAAUAUCUAAGUGGGAAAGAGUUGUGUAAGUAUUUUUACGAAUGCAUCGGUAUUCGUUGUGAUCCAACCAAACUCAUGUUUGCUCAGAUUAUUUCGCCUAAAGGGUCGGCUUAAUAUUUAUUCCUGCAGCAGAAACCAUUUUGAAUUUAAUGCCGUGGGAAUCUUUGAAUUGUUUAUAACUUCAAGAAAACCACUUUCAGGCAAUUAGCCGGCGCACAUGCUUUGAUGAUGGUGAUAUGCUUUGAUGUAAACCGUUUAAGUAGAAGCAGUAUGGUGAUAUAUAAGUUUCAGUUUGGAAAGGACAGGAGGCUUGAUGGCCUGUGUUAGUCCUGGCAAUUGUGUUCUCUCAGUUGAUCCAACUUUCUUUUGAAAGAAUCUACGGAUGGAGCUUCAACCACGUGUUGAGUGUGGCAGAAAACUUUCGCUUCGACAGUUCCGUCACCUUGUACAUAGUACAUCUGGCCUUAGACAUGGUGUGGACUAUGAAUCGAAUAAAUUCAGCCGUAAAAAAUAACUAUAGUCGUUACUUGAUACACUGCAAAAGUUAUUUAAAAGAAGUCUUAAGUUCAGGAGUACUGGGUGCUGAGGCAGCCUCACUAGAUAUAAUUGAACUUAUACCUGGAGAUAAGUAUGCCAAAAUUGAUGUCAACUGUAAACUACCAGUAUAUCAUGGCUCCAAUAAGCCUUCAAUUAAACAAACACCUACCGCAUUGGCAUUUCAUAUUCAGCAGUAUAUGAAUAGUGGAAGUAGUGAAUUGAGAUCACUUUUGCAUAAGGGUUAUCCAAAGAUGAAGAUUCCUGUUUUUCAGUUUUUUAUAACUGAGCAAACCUGUAUAGUGAAUGCUCCUUCAAAUGAUUCAGAACAUUUACAGUCAUCCAGUGAUGUAGUAUGUACUGCUAUUCCAGCAUGUAUCAAACCUAAUAAUGUUUAUGGGUUGGAACGUGAUAAACUUGUUAAAAUAAUUAAUUCAAGAUUGAAAGUGAUGAGGAAGAAAUCUCAUGCUUUAGAGCCAAGAAAUUUAAUAUCUGAUGAUUAUGAGGAGAGUGAUAUCGCUCCUGAAUCUAUAAAACAGGAUCACACUUCCAUGAUUGCAUGGGCAAAAUAUUGGAAGGAGAGUCAAGAUUGGCGAGCUAUAGCUAAACGUGAUAGAAGACUUCGUCAUCAAAGUACGGGAUUAGAAUUUUUAACACAAAAUCAAAAGAAGAGUAGUGACGUGGAAAAUUGACAUUUGACUAAACAUUGUGUAAAUAAUACUCAUUGAGAUCUAUUUCUUCGAGUUGUUGUGUUUCCUUCAAUAGAAAACGGACAAUAUUCUCUUUGUUUUAAACAUGGUAUAUGGGAUAUGCAGGGUGUUACUAAUAAAGUACUUCUAACAGCAUUCGAGAUCACCUUGUUCACGAUCAUAUUCCAUCGGUACCUAGCUUCUUACUUAAUUAUUCAUCUGGUGUACUGAACAUUCAAAAAAUCAUUUUCAAGAUCUUGUUGUUUUAUUUUCACCGUUUAUUAAUACUGACUAAACGUAGAUCACACUCA
Messenger RNA from Schistosoma spindalis, 1593 nucleotides. NCBI's taxonomy places the organism in Eukaryota, Metazoa, Platyhelminthes, Trematoda, Strigeidida, Schistosomatidae. The record is from the annotation of a GenBank genome assembly.